Messenger RNA from Leptopilina heterotoma, 1154 nucleotides. It is a transcript of the gene Tctp, whose product is annotated as translationally-controlled tumor protein homolog. The record is from RefSeq and is a predicted model, not a curated record. Bases 133 to 651 code for a protein of 172 amino acids. NCBI's taxonomy places the organism in Eukaryota, Metazoa, Arthropoda, Insecta, Hymenoptera, Figitidae. Gene Ontology annotation, molecular function: calcium ion binding. Gene Ontology annotation, cellular component: cytoplasm. The transcript is spliced from 5 exons.
GAGACUUGAUUGGUUACACCUUCCUGAUUGACGAGCACUUUUCUUACUAUUUCUUUCUUUUACCAGUUCGUGUAGACGGGUGGCUGCCUUGUUUAGUUUUAGCUCUAAAAUAAUCUCUCUCAAUCUUCCAAAAUGAGAAUUUACAAAGAUCUUUUCACCGGAGAUGAAAUGUUCUCUGACACCUACAAAAUUAAACUCAUUGACGAAGUUUUAUACGAAGUCUAUGGAAAGUUAAUUACACGAACUGAAGGCGAAAUUCAUCUCGCAGGGUCGAAUCCUUCAGCAGAAGGUGGCGAUGAAGGAAGCGAUAUGAACUGUGAGAGUGGUGUAGACGUUGUUUUAAAUCAUCGACUCUCAGAGUGCUUUGCAUUUGGUGACAAGAAAUCUUACACUCUCUACUUGAAGGAUUACAUGAAGAGAUUAAUAGAAAAAUUACAAGAGAAGCACCCAGAGGAAGUAGACAAAUUCAAGACAAACACAAGUAAAGUGGUGAAGGAACUUAUGGGCCGAUUUAAGGAAUUGCAAUUCUUCACUGGCGAAUCAAUGGACAUCGAUGGAAUGGUCGCCAUGUUGGAAUAUCGAGACAUCGACGGACAAAGUGUGCCUGUACUCAUGUGCUUCAAACACGGACUUGAGGAGGAGAAAUUCUAAGAAAAUUUUAGAUAAUGAACUAAUUAAUGAAUGAAACAAAUUUUAUAAUAACCGGAAAUAUGAAGACUGUACAGAAAACCGGAAAAAUAUGAGGAUUUUAAUGUAUAAAAAUUUAAAAUGUAGCCGCUUCCAGUGACUCGCGUGCACGAUUUAUUUAUUUGUUUUUCUUUUUUUUUAAGGACCGUUUUUUUUAAUUUAACGAGAAGCAAUGUUGUGUAUAUAUAUGUAUUUAAAAGAAAAGAAAAAUACGAAGAAGAAAGGCAAGGAAAAUUCAAUGUAAAAUGUUCUUUCUUUUAUUUUUUUUCUUUUAAUUAGAUUUAUAUAAACCAACUUUAUUCGAUCAAAUUUGUUUUGUUCAAAUGUAAAAGACAUGUUUCUUGUGAGAUUUCGAAAUGAGAAGAUGCAAAAAAAACAUUAUUUAUACUGAUAUUCGACGUAUGUUUCAAUUUAAAAAAAAUAAAUUUUGGUUUUCCGAUAAAUAAAGUAAAAUGUUUUAAUAAAAA